AUGACAAAGAAGAGAGCUUCAUCACCCAUGCGCCAACUUUUGAGGUUGGUUACAGGUCUCAUCAUCAUUGUCAGUAUCUUUCUAUGUCUAUUGGCUUUCCUUAGAGUGCUCCAUUUUCAGUCCAAGCUCCCACCAUCAUUCUUCACGUCUCAGAGGUCUCAUGCUUUCAUUCAUGAAGAUCAGUUUAAAGGCCCUCCGAAAGUUGCCUUCCUCUUCCUCGUUCAUCGGGAUCUUCCUCUUUAUUUUCUCUGGGACACCUUCUUCAAGAAUGGCGAUGUGGCAAAGUUCUCGAUUUAUAUUCGUUCAGAGCCUGGUUUUGCAUUUGAUGAAUCAACCACAAGUUCUGCUUUCUUUUACGGUCGACAGCUGAACAACAGCAUUCAGGUAGUAUGGGGAGAAUCAAGUAUGAUAGAAGCAGAGCGCUUACUACUUGAAGAAGCUCUGUAUGAUCCAGCCAAUCAAAUAUUUGCCCUUCUCUCAGAUAGCUGUGUGCCUCUGUACAACUUCAGUUACAUUUACAACUAUGUAAUGUCUUCUCCAAGAAGCUUUGUGGACAGCUUCAUUGAUGUUAAAGGAUUUCGUUAUGAUCCGAAGAUGUCACCUACUAUGCCUGAGAAGAGAUGGCGAAAAGGAUCCCAGUGGAUAACUUUGGUUAGAAGACAUGCAGAAAUUGUUGUCGACGACCAUACGGUUUUCCCCGUCUUCAGGAAAUUCUCGGCGGCCACCUAUAGACCUGCGUUUGAAGAGGCAACUUCUUGUAAGGAAAUACUGUCUUCUAAACUUUACAUGAAAAAGAAGGAAGAAAAAAGGACAGUUCCGAAGUAUCGCAAUUGCAUCCCAGAUGAACAUUACGUGCAGACAUUACUUGCAGAUAUCGACCAUGUAUACUAUGAGUACGAACAACACACCGAGUUCUGCCAUACCGGUUCCAAAAUCGCUUCAUGUUACUUGUUUGCAAGAAAAUUCACUGUCGGAGCUGCCAUGCGCAUUCUGAGAGAAGGUUUGAUUGGUCCUUAUGAUGUUACUGCAAUACCAAACAUGUGA
Prunus persica (peach) is the source of this 1044-nucleotide messenger RNA. RefSeq lists its product as uncharacterized. NCBI's taxonomy places the organism in Eukaryota, Viridiplantae, Streptophyta, Magnoliopsida, Rosales, Rosaceae. The transcript is spliced from 9 exons. Gene Ontology annotation, molecular function: glycosyltransferase activity. Gene Ontology annotation, cellular component: membrane. The record is from RefSeq and is a predicted model, not a curated record. The coding region runs from base 1 to 1044 and encodes 347 amino acids.